Messenger RNA from Drosophila sechellia, 6071 nucleotides. RefSeq names its product erythrocyte membrane protein band 4.1 like coracle (gene cora). Lineage: Eukaryota; Metazoa; Arthropoda; Insecta; Diptera; Drosophilidae. Gene Ontology annotation, molecular function: structural molecule activity; actin binding. Gene Ontology annotation, cellular component: cytoskeleton; plasma membrane. Gene Ontology annotation, biological process: actomyosin structure organization. The transcript has 17 exons. The coding region runs from base 411 to 5639 and encodes 1742 amino acids. The record is from RefSeq and is a predicted model, not a curated record.
GAGCAGCGGAAAGCGGAUGGCUCUCAGUUUCAGUUUUCGGUUUCAGUACCAGUUUGCUCUUCGUGCACAGCACAUCGAAUAUUUGUGACGACGGUAUUCAACGACGACGACGACAACAACAAAUUGUCUUUUUUCGCGAACGAAUAGAAAAAAGUGGCAAAGAAUUUGUUUACUAGUGUGAAAGCGAGUGAGUGCAGUGCCCACGGGAGAAAAGUGAAAACAACACAAAUAGAGGAGUAAAAAGCAGCCAACCGCCAAACUAACGGUACCUGCGUGUCCUUGCUGUGGAUUAAAAAGGUUUCCUACAGGCGUCUUAAGUGGCUCGCUGGAAAUCAUUGCCGGAGAAAUUCUAGAGCUCUUUGGAACCAACUCCAAGCUGCCGCUGGCGUAGCCAAGUCCCCCAAUCCAAGAUGCCGGCGGAAAUUAAACCAUCCGCGCCCGCUGACCCGGAAACGCCGACCAAGAGCAAACCCAAGACCAGCUCAUCCUCGCACGGAAAGCCUGCCCUUGCACGAGUCACCCUGCUGGAUGGAUCCCUUCUGGACGUGUCCAUUGAUCGCAAAGCCAUUGGCCGUGAUGUGAUCAACUCAAUCUGCGCCGGUCUGAACCUCAUCGAAAAGGACUACUUCGGCCUGACCUAUGAAACGCCCACAGAUCCGCGCACCUGGCUGGAUCUGGAGAAGCCUGUGUCCAAGUUCUUCCGCACGGACACUUGGCCUCUCACCUUCGCCGUCAAAUUCUAUCCGCCGGAGCCAUCCCAGCUGAAGGAGGACAUCACGCGCUACCAUUUGUGCCUGCAAGUGCGCAAUGACAUCCUUGAGGGUCGACUGCCCUGCACAUUCGUCACCCACGCUCUGCUCGGAUCCUACCUGGUGCAGUCGGAGAUGGGGGACUACGAUGCCGAGGAAAUGCCCACCAGGGCCUACCUAAAGGACUUCAAGAUCGCACCAAAUCAGACUGCCGAGUUGGAGGAUAAGGUCAUGGAUCUGCACAAGACCCACAAGGGACAAUCGCCCGCCGAGGCCGAGCUACACUACCUGGAGAAUGCCAAGAAGCUGGCCAUGUACGGCGUGGACUUGCAUCCCGCCAAGGAUUCCGAGGGCGUGGACAUCAUGCUGGGCGUUUGUGCCUCCGGCUUGCUCGUCUACCGCGAUAAAUUGCGCAUCAACCGCUUUGCCUGGCCCAAGAUCCUGAAGAUCUCCUACAAGCGCCACCAUUUCUACAUCAAGAUCCGACCGGGUGAAUUCGAGCAAUACGAAUCCACCAUUGGCUUCAAACUGGCGAACCAUCGUGCCGCCAAGAAAUUGUGGAAGUCCUGCGUGGAGCACCACACCUUCUUCCGCCUGAUGACCCCCGAGCCGGUCAGCAAGUCCAAGAUGUUCCCGGUCUUCGGGUCCACCUACCGCUACAAGGGUCGCACUCAGGCCGAGAGUACGAACACACCCGUGGAUCGUACUCCUCCGAAGUUCAACAGGACUCUGUCCGGAGCUCGUCUCACUUCCAGGAGCAUGGAUGCUCUGGCCUUGGCCGAAAAGGAGAAGGUGGCUAGGAAGAGCAGCACCCUGGAUCAUCGGGGAGAUCGUAAUGCCGAAGGCGAUGCCCACAGCCGCAGUCCCAUCAAGAACAAGAAGGAGAAGUUGAUGCGACAGUCGAGCACCGGCACGGCUUCGGCCUCCUCGCAAAGUUCCCUCGAGGGUGACUACGAGACCAACCUAGAGAUUGAGGCCAUCGAGGCUGAGCCCCCCGUUCAGGAUGCUGAUAAGGAGGCUAAGUUGCGUGAGAAGAAGCAAAAGGAGAAGGAGGAGAAGGAGCGAAAGGAGCGGGAGAAGCGUGAGUUGGAGGAGAAGAAGAAGGCCGAAAAGGCUGCCAAGGCAGCACUUGCCGCUGGUGCCGCUGCAGGAGCGGCUGUUAAUGGCAAUGACGAGCUGAAUGAUUCCAACAAGUCUGACAAGUCCUCAGGCAGACGUGGCGUUGGCAUAUUCUCUUCGGGUCGCAAGAGCAAGAGCGGUUCCCCAUCCAAGGAUGGCAAGGAUAAGUCCGGAAAGGAUAAGGACAAGGAGGUGGGUCGACUUGGUCUGGUCGUUACGUCUGGUCUGGGCGAUAAUCAGCAGGAUCAGAACCUGGACGAGGCGGCUAGGAAUGCGGCUAAGAACCGAGGAUCCACCACUCCGGGUGUCACUAGGCAGUAUGAGUAUGCUGUGGAUAAUGAUGGCAAUACCAGUCCCACAAGGAAAUCAUACACCCCUGGUGGCUUCCGCUACGAUCAGGAUCCCAACUCUAGGAAAUCCGGUGCCGAUGGCCAGGAGCAGCUGUCUCCUACCUCGCAGCAAAAGAAGAUUGGUUUGGCCUUUAACUAUGCUCCUGGUAACGAGAACGCCUUGAAGGAAACGGCUGAGAAGCUAAAGGCAGGACAGCUGUCUCCUCGCACCCAGGAUAAGCUGAACCGCGGUCAACUUUCGCCCAAAUCGCGGGCUAAGCUUCUCCAGGAUCCACUCCUCUCUCCCACCACCCGUGCUAAGCUCCAGGGCAGCGCUGUGGAUGCGGCUGCUGUUCCUCUAAGUGAUUUCCAGAAGCGAUCCUACUCGCCCACCAAGGGACCCCAGGGCUACUCCUCUGGAGCUCCAGGAAGCUACAAGCCCAUCUCAGAUCCCACGGCUGAUUUCCUGGAAUCCCAGCGCUACAACAAAGAGCCCGGAUACGUUGGUCCCUCCAAAGCUGACGUUGCUGCUGGUCUUACUGGUGCUGCAGGUGCUGCUGGCUCUAAGAAGCCUGGUUCUCCCACCAAGACAGGAAAGGGAGCUCCAGGAGCUGGAGCUGCGGCAGCAGCUGGAGCCGCAGGAGCCCCAGGAGCUGCAGCAGCGGCGGCCAAGCCGAAAAAGAGGCGUGUCAAGAUCAUGGUCAUCACCUCCAAAUUCGAUCCCUCCACCAAGCGCAUCGAUGCGGAGAACGGAAGUAUUGAGCACUCCACUGGCAUUCUAGAUCCCGCCACCGGACUCAUUGACACCAAAUAUGGCGUGAUUGAUCCCAAGAAGGGAACAUUGGAGGCUCUGAAUACCAAGACCGGAAAGAAGGAGGUAUUCCAGGGCGAUGUUGAUGGCAAGACGGGCAAUCUUCAUUUGGUAUCCGGUGUGGCGGAUCCGAAGACAGGACGCCUUGACGACACCCUUGGUCAGAUCGUUUGCAUCACACCACAGGAUAAUCCUGUCGUGGAGCUAACAGUGAUCACCAGUCGCAUCGACCCUGCAACCGGAAAGAUCGACACAGUUAACGGCGAUGUUGAGCGUUCCUUGGGCGUCCUGAACUUGGAUACCGGAUUGCUGGAUACCAAGUAUGGAGAGAUUAACACACGAACCGGCGAACUUAAGGCCAUUGAUCCCAAGUCAGGCAAGAUUGUAGUCAGCAAGAAUGUUAAAGUGGACCCGGGCACUGGCCAGAUCACCAUCCUGGGCGUUGUGGAUCCCAAGACGAACAAGAUCGAUCCGAACCAGGGUCGCCUCAUUGAGGUGGGCCAACAGAUUGACCCUAUUGUGGAGGUCACUUCUUUGGCGGGCAAGUUCGAUUCCAAGAGGAACAUCAUCGAUGCCAAGACGGCGCAGGUGGAGACCUCUGGAGGUCAGUUCGACCCGAAGGCCGGCAAGAUUGAUACCAAAUACGGACAGAUUGAUCUGGUUAAGCAUACGAUCACGUUCAAUGACCCGAAAUCAGGAAAGACGGUUACUAGGGACAUUAAGAUUGAACCAGCCACCGGACAGAUUGUCCUGAAGAACCAGGUUAAUCCGAAGAACAACAAGCCCGACAAGGAUUAUGCCAGGAUUAUCUCUUUGAGGAUCGUGCAACAGCGCGUGGAUCCGGCCACUAAGGCGCCCAUCACUGAAGUCAGUGCCUCCAAGGACAAGGACAUCGUGGUGGACCCCAAGUCCAACCAGAUUUGGGUGCCUACUGGAGCCACCGAUCCUGCCACCAAGGAGCAGCAGUACAUCUCCAGCAGCGUGGACCCCAAGACGGGAUAUGUUAUCACCAUCUAUGGCUACCUGGACCCCAAGACCAACGAGAUCAAGAAACAGACCAAGCUCGACCCCAACACAAUCAAAAUCGAACCCACGUCUGGAAAGAUAUACACUGCCACCGGGGAGGUGGAUCAGGCCACCGGGGAGCCGUUGUACGCGGCCACCCAGGUCGAUCCCGAAUCCGGCGAGGUUUACACCAAGCUGGCCCGCGUCGAUCCCAAGACGGGCAAGAUCGUGAUCGUGCGCAUCCUGCUUAUCUCGAAGACCGACGAGCGUGGUCGCCCUGAGGAGAUCGAUCCCUCCACAUGCGAAAUCGAUCCCGUCUCCGGCCGCGUUCUUAAAUUCUUCAAUAAGACCGUUUAUGUUUACAAUAUGAUUGACCCUGUGACCGGUGAAAUUGUUCAGGUGGACCCCAAUGACCCGCGUUUCGCUGGCGCCCGCACCACGGUGACCCACACGAUGACGCUGACAGGAGAGAUUGACCCCGUGACCGGCAGGAUUAAGAGCGAGUAUGGCGACAUUGACCCGAACACGGGAGACAUUGAUCCCGCCACGGCUGUCACGGAUCCCGUGACCGGAAAACUGAUCCUCAACUAUGCCCAGAUCGAUCCCUCCCACUUCGGCAAACAGGCGCAGGUGCAAACCACCACGGAAACGGUACCCAUCACCCGCCAGCAGUUCUUCGACGGAGUCAAGCACAUAAGCAAGGGCGCUCUACGGCGGGAUUCCGAGGGCAGCUCCGAUGACGACAUGACCGGACAGUAUGGUACCGACCAGGUCAAUGACGUCUUGAUCGGCAGUCCGGCGGGACAGUCGGGCGGCAAGCUGGGCAAGCCAGUGAGCACGCCCACGGUGGUGAAGACCACCACCAAACAGGUGCUGACCAAGAACAUCGAUGGCGUGACCCACAAUGUGGAAGAGGAGGUGCGCAACCUGGGCACCGGCGAGGUCACCUACUCCACGCAGGAACACAAGGCUGAUGCUACACCCACCGACCUGAGUGGCGCCUAUGUCACGGCCACCGCAGUCACGACCCGCACCGCCACCACGCACGAGGAUCUGGGCAAGAACGCCAAGACAGAGCAGCUGGAGGAGAAGACGGUGGCCACCACCCGCACCCACGAUCCCAACAAGCAGCAGCAGCGCGUCGUCACCCAGGAGGUGAAGACGACGGCGACGGUCACCAGUGGGGAUCAGUAUCAGAGGAGGGAUAGCGUUUCCUCGACCAGCUCCGGCGAUUCGGGCACGCCCAUCGACGGACCCUACGAUGGUGCCAGUGUGGUGCGCACAGAUAACCAGAAAUCUCCGCUCUUUACGACCUCCGCCACCACUGGACCCCAUGUGGAAAGCACCCGAGUGGUUCUGGGUGAGGACACACCCGGUUUCUCCGGACAUGGCGAAAUCAUCUCCACCCAAACCGUGAGCAGCAAAACCCGCACUGUGGAAACCAUUACCUACAAAACCGAACGCGAUGGCAUUGUGGAGACCCGAGUGGAACAGAAGAUAACCAUUCAGUCCGAUGGAGAUCCGAUCGAUCAUGACAAAGCCUUGGCCGAGGCAAUACAAGAAGCGACGGCCAUGAAUCCGGACAUGACAGUCGAGAAGAUUGAAAUUCAGCAGCAAACGCAGUAGAUUUUAUAAUUAUUUUUAAACCAUUCGGAGGAUUUUCUAAGUAAACCCGCACACACUCACACACAUGAACACCAGCCCACGCAUACGCAGCACUUGCAGUACACCUUUUAUACAACCUAUAUCUAAAUAUAAAUCUAUAAAAAUAUAUAUAUACACACACGAGUGUAUAUUUGACCUCGAGCUGAUGACCCACAUGACAUAACACUAAGAAAUAUGAAAGAUAAAUUCCCAAUUAUCCGUUACCGCUACCGUCUACGAGAAAAUGCAUCUACAUGUUUAUAAUUUUUAUUACAACUGUUGUUUAUAAUUACUUUUUAUUACCUAUAUUAUAUAUUGAAUGUGCAAGGCAACGUUGAAAUGAAAACUCUAUAUAUUGUAAACCACGAUUGCAUUCAAAUACAAGAAUAAAACCUAAAUGUACACACACAAAAA